This is a messenger RNA of Vitrella brassicaformis, 3923 nucleotides long. NCBI's taxonomy places the organism in Eukaryota, Vitrellaceae. The record is from the annotation of a GenBank genome assembly.
CGCAGCACGAAACCACGCGCUGACGAGGGUGAAUCCCGUAGGAGGAGGACCCCAGCAGCACAAGGAUGGCGCCUCGGACCAGCACUGGCCGCAAGCACUCGUCACACGCCGACGGUCCACCCUCCCCAAAGCGGCGGUCCUCGUCCUUCUGCCUCCUGCGCGCCAUCCCGCUCGGCAGGCAAAGGACGGCCACCCACGACGACCUGGUGCACCACCCAUCCCUCAGUGGCAAGCCCGUCGUGUGGUCCGCCCUCCCCGACGAGAUAGAGGAGUUGGUGUUGAUCAGCCUGGGUGCGAGGGACAUCUGCAUCCUCCAGGCGGCUUCUGGUGGGCUGAGGGCGAGGGGCAAGAGGGUGCUGGACAAGAGGGUCGCGGCGCUGAGUUUGCGUGAGGCUGGGGCGGACGUCAAGGCCGUCCACUUCUGGGAGACGCGGCAGCCGCGUGCGGGGCCGAACGGCUCGCUCAGCGCCAAUGGACUCAUCGCCGUCUGUCAAAAGGCCAACGGCAGGUCAGCAAGCUACCUAGCAUCCAUUGUGCUCAUGUGUGCCACUGGUUUCUGGGGUUCGGUUGGCUAAUUGCAGGGUGGUUGUGUGUGGUCACACGCCUUCCCUGCCCCAAUGGCUGGACCCGAUACUCGACACGGCCAUCGCGCCCCCCCUCCCCCGCGCGCACAGACGCCCAUCGGCCUCCCACCAUCACGACAGCGACGUGCAGAUGCCCAUCGGCUGGCCGAGAGACAUCACGGCGUGUCUGCCGCCGAGCAGGGAGAUGGCGCACCUCGGCACAUGGACCUGCGUCACGCGGGACGGCCUGGUGUACCUCUGCUUCCCCCCUCUGCUGCUGCCGCUCUCCCUCCCCCUCUUCAAUCUCCCGCCAUCAGCCGGCAGGAGCGGGGCGUUGGCGACGCCUGGCGCCAUACCGGCCCCGCUGCCCAGCAAGGCCCCUGCCAAGAGCAAGACCCCCCACAAGUGCAGGCGGCACUGCCCCUGCCGAGCGGCGGGUAUGGCCUCGCUGUACCCCUCUCGGUCAACGCCCACCGUCUCGCAGCAGCAGCAGGAGAGUGGCAUGGACGACAGGGGCGACAGUGACAGGGCCCCCGCCACCCCCCCUGCACGGACUGGGCAGGUGCAGGUGGGGUUUGGUGCGAUGAUGCAGCAUCAUCGGGUGGCGCAGCUGCCGCGGCUGCCGUGUCUGCGGAGCAUGGUCCGCGUCGUCGCGAGCACCUGCGACCACAUGGCCUUCGUCACUGGCCAAGGUACGCUACGCCGCACCUACGGUUGUCCGUCCCUCCAUCACUUCACAUGCAUAAUACGUGUGUGUCACCUCAAUUGCUGCAUGGUACACAGGUGAGUUGUGGCUACUUGGCGACCAGCGACAUCAGCAGUUCUCUCCCUCUGCACCAUCCAGCUGGUCGGCCCCCAUGAUCCCCGAGCGCGUGCACGGCCUCGACAAGCAGCGCGUCACACACGUGGCCGUGGGCGGCGGCAGGGCGACCGGCAGCGGCCCCCCAUCCCCCUCAUCCACCCCCACCCACUUCACGCUGGCCCUGACGGACACAGGCCACGUGUAUGGCGUCGGCUGCGACAGCAGGGGCCAGCUGGGGAGGGGCGACGUCAGGCAAAGGCAGAGGAAGGGCGUCGGCGAGUUCCUCGAGGCCACACGAAUCGAACCCAAGCUCUUCAACAAUGAGAAGGUGGGUCAGCUUGGCCAAGGUCACCACUGAUUCUUCUCGAGUGUGUGCACUUGUAUGUUUGUGUGUCGAUGUGGUUUAGGUGGUUGCCUUGGCAGCCGGUGCGGCGCAUGCAGCCGCCCUGACGGCCACCGGUGCGGCCUUCACCUGGGGCUCUGGCGACAGAGGCCAGCUCGGACACCGAUUUCCCGUGGACGAGUACGAGCCCGUCCCCACGCGCAUCGACUACGUCAAGGACAGCCGCGCCACCUCACCCCCCUCACACACCGGCGGCCCUGCCAACCCCCCGAGCACGCCCCCCUCCCCUUCGCUCAUCGAGGCGUCACGACGAAUGGUCUUCUCGCGGGUGUCGUGCGGCGCCUGCCACACCCUGCUGACCACUGACGACGGCAAGGUCUACGGCUGCGGGGCCAAUGAUGGCGCUCUGGGGCUGGGUGACCCGUAUCAGCGAUACCUUCCGACACUCGUCGCACGAUUUCUCGCCAAAGGGGUCAGUGACUUGGCACACAACAGACAGACGGACGGACGGACGGACAGACAGGAGAAUUGUCAUGUCUCUGUGUGCUUGUCUCAGGUGCGUGUGGUGGAAAGUGCGGGGGGCCAGGCGUUCAGUUUGUUCCUAGACAGCACCGGGGGCCUCUGGUGGACGGGCGAGGCGCCCUGGGGCUUCCACAGCCGCCGGGCCACGCACAAGCCAGCACCCCCCACGUCGCCAUCCAUCAAGGGCACGCUGCUGCGGCUGGUGGGCGAGCACCACCCCUGUGGCCGCCCCUCCCACGCCCCGUCGUCGCUGGUGCCCGUCAGGCUGCCCACGCCGUCUGUCGUCCAUGCCACUGCGGCCUCAGGCUGACAAGAAUAGUCGUUCUCUGCCGAACGAAGCGAACCAAUCGGUCGCUGCGUAGCACUCGCGACAUCUGUGCCGUGUGUGACGUGACAGCUGGGACAUUGCCGUUUUUCUGUCGUCCUCAUGGCUUGAUUGGCUUGAUUGGCUUGUCCGCCUGCUUGCUUGGAUGGUGUCUCUUACUGUCGUCUCUCCAUCUCUCCGUCUCUCUUUCUGUGCCCGUGUUGUGCGUGUGUUGUGUUGUGAUUCGUUUCGUUGACUGGGCUGCCAUUUUUCUGUCCCAGCUCGUCUGUACGCGGAUGGAUGGAUGGAUGCACUGAUUGGGGGAAACAUGGCUCGGGUCCUCUCUGUAGCGAGCUGGGCUAAUCGAGACAAAAGUGGGGCGGGGAGGAUGGCGUGAUUAAUGCUGCUGCUGCGUCCCUGCCUGCCCGUCUGGCUCGUUGCCGGCACGGGUUUUCCGCUAUUGGUGAUGCUGACUGCUGCCCUGCCAUGUAUAUUAUCUAUUACCUACUGUCCGUUGGGUGGGUCGGGUCUGAUGUUCACACGUGAGAGAGAAUUGUGACAAGCCUCUUGACGAUUGGCUGACUGCUGCAUUCACGAUUACGGUCCUGCGGGCGGGCGGUGGGUGUCUGGUGUUCUCUCGGUGCUUUUGUGCUUCCCUCAGACGGUUGUCGUGCCUGUGACUGACAGCAGGCAGGGAAGGCGUCUGUCGGUGGCGUCUGAGCCAUGAGAGGACAACGGACCCCUAGGGACACGGGAGAGAGAGGGAAAGCCUCCUCGUGACGCUCUAUCUGACUGACUGUGUGUGGGCACUGUGAAUGUUCACCACCCCACCCCCACUCACUCACCUCUCUGUGUCGAUCGAUGUAUGGCAUGGCUGUUGUACAGUAAGUAUAUACGGGGGACACCACAACGGAAAGGACGAGGGGUUCCAUUCGUGCUGCUUCGUGGCUAUCGAGCAAAUAUGCCUGCGAGCAUGACUUCUCCAUGAUGUGUCACAAUACAAGGCAUCGAAGUGAGUCGAGAGCAGCCACAGCGCUCGACUCACACCGAUGUCGAGGGACGCGACACAUCAAGAGAGACGUGCCUGCCUGUCUGUUGGUCGUCGUCACUAUCCCAAACUGAUCUCAACUGGCUGGGCAUUAUGGGAUUUUUCACUUGCGGCUGAGUACGUGUGUGCGUGUGAUUGCGACUCAGAGAGGGAGUGCACUGUGUGUCCGUGUUGUGUGUGCCCAAAGGGCAGAUUGCAUGGCUGCAUACCUUGAUUGUGUUGUGGGAGUGCAUGAUGUGGAUGGGUGGCUAUGGACGAACGCGUGGAUGAGGGAUUCAAUCGUAAAUUUCGUUUCUCCAGCCCUGAUCACGGACCGUCUGGGGGUACGGCGAACUCACAGG